AACACCUAACUCUUCCAGUUGAAGGAGGAGUCGGGGUCCUUUCAUCUUUCUUUUCGUUGCACCGGCCAUCUUGUGAUAGACCGUAGGUGUGCUUUGAGUGGUGAUCUGCAGGUUCAUUGCUCCUCUCCUGAAGACGGCCUUUAAAAAUAAUCCUUGCAGUUGAACAGACACCAUGACGAACACCAGGGGCAAGAGGAGGGGUACAAGGUACAUGUUCUCACGGCCCUUCAGGAAGCAUGGCCCUGUCCCGCUGUCCACUUACAUGCGCAUCUUCAAGAAGGGGGACAUUGUCGACAUCAAGGGUACUGGGACCAUACAGAAGGGAAUGCCUCACAAGUGUUACCAUGGCAAAACUGGUCGUGUGUACAAUGUCACCCAGCAUGCCGUUGGCAUCAUUGUCAACAAGCAAGUCAAGGGUAAGAUCCUGGCGAAGAGGAUCAAUGUGCGCAUCGAGCACAUCAAGCACUCUAAGAGCAGAGACAGCUUUCUGCAGCGUGUCAAGGAAAACGAGAAGAAGAAAGUUGAGGCCAAGCAGGGCGGCACCUGGGUGGAGCUCAAGCGCCAGCCAGCAGCACCUCGUCCUGCCCAUUUUGUCAGCACCAAGAAAAACCAACCACAGCUGCUGGAACCAAUUCCCUACGAGUUCAUGGCCUGAAAGUGAGCAAUAAAGCAGAUUCUGUGCAUU
Molecule: messenger RNA, 685 nt
Organism: Paramormyrops kingsleyae
Lineage: Eukaryota; Metazoa; Chordata; Actinopteri; Osteoglossiformes; Mormyridae
Gene: rpl21
Product: ribosomal protein L21
Biological process (GO): translation
Cellular component (GO): ribosome
Molecular function (GO): structural constituent of ribosome
Source: RefSeq, a predicted model, not a curated record